Messenger RNA from Durusdinium trenchii, 435 nucleotides. NCBI's taxonomy places the organism in Eukaryota, Dinophyceae, Suessiales, Symbiodiniaceae. The record is from the annotation of a GenBank genome assembly.
AUGGCUCCCAGCGCCGACGGACGCUUCACUCAGCUCCUGAAGGAGCUUGAGGAGGUCCAUGAAGAAGAAGUCUCGAGACUACGUGCCGAGCUUCGGGAAGUGGAGGACAAGAUGAUGCCAUCGCCGAGGAUCUCACCACCGGUGCUCGCCAAUGAAGGGGAUGCUGACCAGCAGGAGGUCAAGGAAGCCAAAGACCAAGCAGCGGAGACCUUGCUGAUCCCCGUGGAAGUGAGGCAUGUGGACUCCUCCCGUUCAGUGGAGAGCCAGGAGAGAGGUUCCGAGGAAAAGGAUAAGCUCAAGUUGAAACCGCCCACCUUGAACCUGUAUAGGAAGAGGAUGAUCUGGAACACCCAGCCAUUGCCCUGCCCUCGCGCAUCGACAACCUCUUUGUGGGGCCUCACUUCGAGAUGGUGGUGGCCAUCUUGUUGUUUGUGA